Messenger RNA from Bombyx mandarina (wild silkworm), 1194 nucleotides. RefSeq lists its product as uncharacterized. The record is from RefSeq and is a predicted model, not a curated record. Gene Ontology annotation, biological process: lipid biosynthetic process. Lineage: Eukaryota; Metazoa; Arthropoda; Insecta; Lepidoptera; Bombycidae. Gene Ontology annotation, molecular function: oxidoreductase activity; iron ion binding.
AUGAAGGCCUCCGAUACGUUGCACAGAAACGGUAAAAGCGAGAAUGGAUCCAAAAUUACAGAGAAACACGAACAAAAACAUAAAGAUCCUUUGACGGAAGGCGUGAAAUGGAUCGAAAGAUACGCCGAAAACUUGGAAAAUUUCUUCGAGAGACUACCGGAAUUCAUUUCCACGUUUAUAGCGACUCUGGCGGUGUUUACCUUUGGAUCAAUUUUAAGAGGAGAGUGGGUCGUCAUUCUAGUCACAGCGCUGAAGCAAAUCACGGGUCACACGCAGACCAAAAAUGCCUCAGUCGAGGAAAUAUUCGAGCUGUUCACAUCUAGAAACUUGAAAAUGGAGAAUUUCAGUAUCAUAUUCAUAUUAGCUAAUGUUGUAUCGUUUGGAUUUUACUUUAUCAUCGGAGGAUUUUUACAUUGGUACUUCUACGUGAAGAGAAGGCACCUCGCCAGUGAGUGGAAGAUCCAGCCGAACAAAUGGCUGUCCCCUGAGUUGGAACGCCAUGAAAUCAUGAUAGGAACCCUGUCACUCAUUAUUACAAGUUCAUUCUCAGCUUUUUUAGCCUGUUACAUCUUCAAUGGGAAUCCGUGCACAGUCUAUUUUCAGUUCGAUGAGUACGGAUGGAUCUGGUUCUUCUUGCAGUUUCCAGUUAUAUUCAUUUAUAUUGAUUACACGACCUAUAUUAUGCAUCGUCUUUAUCACACUCCUUGGUUGUAUAAGCAUUUCCACAAGCUCCACCAUAAGUACAAACAGCCUACAGCCUUUUCUGUAACUGCCAUCCAUCCAGUAGAAAUUAUGCAUAUCCAACUAACGAUGUGUCUACCUCUCUUCACAAUACCUACACAUUGGGCAUCAUUCUACGCUGUGGCCAUUUACAAUUACUACCACGGCAUCAUUGAUCAUUCCGGCAUCAAUUUUAAGGCCCAGUGGUGGCAGCCGUGGCAGCCUGACGCCGAAUUCCAUGAUCAGCAUCACGAAUUUUUCCAUUGCAACUUUGGCUUCAAUAUGUCUCUGUGGGACAAGUGGCACGGUACGAUGAGGAAGCAGUACAGCGUGUACACCGAAGAGACAUUCCACGGUGAGGCUCCGUCUGCAGAAACGGCCGAAGGAAAGGCGAUAUUGGAAGCGAACCCCGAACUAAUUGAUAGUAUCAACAAACCAUUACUGACAAAGACUGAAACCCAAAAAACUAAAUGA